Molecule: messenger RNA, 1439 nt
Organism: Salvelinus namaycush (lake trout)
Lineage: Eukaryota; Metazoa; Chordata; Actinopteri; Salmoniformes; Salmonidae
Product: dachshund homolog 1-like
Exons: 3
Coding region: 25-699 (224 amino acids)
Source: RefSeq, a predicted model, not a curated record
ACAGCGGCUGCUCUUGCUGAGGCCAUGAAGACCAAAAAGAUCAAGUUGGAGGUGAUGGGGGGUUACCAUAGUAACCACCACCAGCAUCAUCAUCACCACGGGACAGAUGGAGAGAACGGAGGAGAUCACCACAACUCCUCCAGUCUGGGUCUGGAACACCUCCCGUUCAUGAUGAUGUCACACCCCCUGAUCCCUGUUAGUAUGGCCCCUGCCUCCGUCUCCAUGGCGAUGAGUCAGAUGAACCACCUCAACACGUUAGCCAGCAUGGCCUCUGCUGCCCAGGUCCACCACUCUACCCUCUCCUCCCGCGGCCGCAUGGUCACCUCUGUUAUAAAGGAGCGUGUUCGGGACAGUCCGUCUCCAGCUCCCUCUCUGGAGGACGGGAGGAGGUCUGGGAGUCACCUGUCCUCUCGUCACAGCAGCAGCAUCUCCAGCUCCCCAGUACACCCAGAACACUCUGCAGACAGGACCCGUAUGUACACUAACCCUAACCCAGUACACCCAGAACACUCUGCAGACAGGACCCGUAUGUACACUAACCCUAACCCAGUACACCCAGAACACUCUGCAGACAGGACCCGUAUGUACACUAACCCUAACCCAGUACACCCAGAACACUCUGCAGACAGGACCCGUAUGUACUCUAACCCUAACCCAGUACCCAGAACACUCUGCAGACAGGACCCGUACGUACACUAACCCUAACCCAACACCCAGAACACUCUGCAGACAGGACCCGUAUGUACUCUAACCCUAACCCAGUACACAGAACACUCUGCAGACAGGACCCGUACGUACUCUAACCCUAACCCAGUACCCAGAACACUCUGCAGACAGGACCCGUAUGUACUCUAACCCUAACCCAGUACACACAGAACACUCUGCAGACAGGACCCGUAUGUACACUAACCCUAACCCAACACACAGAACACUCUGCAGACAGGACCCGUACGUACACUAACCCUAACCCAGCACACAGAACACUCUGCAGACAGGACCCGUAUGUACACUAACCCUAACCCAGCACACAGAACACUCUGCAGACAGGACCCGUAUGUACACUAACCCUAACCCAGUACACACAGAACACUCUGCAGACAGGACCCGUACGUACUCUAACCCUAACCCAGUACACACAGAACACUCUGCAGACAGGACCCGUACGUACACUAACCCUAACCCAGCACACAGAACACUCUGCAGACAGGACCCGUACGUACUCUAACCCUAACCCAGCACACUCUGCAGACAGGACCCGUAUGUACUCUAACCCUAACCCAGCACCCAGAACACUCUGCAGACAGGACCCGUAUGUACACUAACCCUAACCCAGCACCCAGAACACUCUGCAGACAGGACCCGUACGUACACUAACCCUAACCCAGCACACAGAACACUCUGCAGACAGGACCCGUACGUACUCUAACCCUAACCCAGCA